Didymella exigua CBS 183.55 is the source of this 1407-nucleotide messenger RNA. RefSeq names its product DnaJ-domain-containing protein. The transcript is spliced from 4 exons. Gene Ontology annotation, molecular function: protein-folding chaperone binding. Bases 82 to 1197 code for a protein of 371 amino acids. The record is from RefSeq and is a predicted model, not a curated record. Gene Ontology annotation, biological process: translational initiation. NCBI's taxonomy places the organism in Eukaryota, Fungi, Ascomycota, Dothideomycetes, Pleosporales, Didymellaceae. Gene Ontology annotation, cellular component: cytosol.
UUCAUGCACCACUUGCCGAGUAUUUGAUUGCUUUCACGCGCACACGAGAUACCCUUUCCUUUUCCGUAAUACUCAGUCACAAUGGUCAAAGAGACUCAGCUUUACGAUUCAUUAGGCGUUUCGCCUACAGCAACACAGGAGGAGAUCAAGAAAGCAUACCGAAAGUCUGCGCUCAAAUGGCAUCCCGACAAGAACAAGGACAACCCACAGGCGGCCGAGAAGUUCAAAGAAUGCUCGCAGGCAUACGAAAUCCUCUCUGACCCCGAAAAGCGCCAGACGUAUGACCAAUACGGCCUCGAAUUUAUACUGCGCGGCGGCCAGCCUGCACCAGAGGGCGCCGAGGGCCCUGGAGGCAACCCAUUCGCUGGCGGCGGCGGUUUCCCCUUCGCAGGCGCAGGGGGUAUGCCAGGCGGCGGUGGCGCACGGACGUAUCACUUCUCGACCGGCGGCGGCGGUGCUAAUGGCUUCAAUUUCUCGAACCCCGAAAGCAUCUUCUCCGAGUUCCUUCGCGGCAGCGGCGGUGGAAUGGGCGGUGACGACGACGACUUGGGCGGCUUCGGUGGUUUCGGUAUGGGCGGUAUGCCUGGUGGUAUGGGAGGCUCGCGCGGUGGCCGAGGACCGGGCGGACGCUUCUCGGGAGGCAGGAGAGCGCCUGAGCCUGAAGUCACCGUGGUCGAGAAGCCGCUCGCGGUCACACUCGAGGAGAUGUUCAAUGGCACAACAAAGAAGCUCAAGAUCAAGCGGAAAACGUACGACCAGGCCACCGGCAAGCAGAGCACACAAGACCGGAUCCUAGAAGUGCCCAUCAAGAGAGGCUUGAAGGCUGGCAGCAAGAUCAAAUUCUCAGACGUCGGCGAUCAGGUCGAGGGCGGCACACAAGAUCUCCACUUCGUCGUCUCAGAGAAACCCCACACCCUCUUCACCCGAGAAGGCGACGACAUCAAGCGCACCAUCGAACUCGACCUCAAAGAAGCCCUGACCGGCUGGCGCCGCACAGUACAAACCAUUGAUGGCAAACAACUUAGUGUGGGCAGCGGCGGGCCCACAGGGCCUACAUGGACGGAGCGGUACCCAAACUUGGGCAUGCCGAAGAGUAAGAAGCCUGCUGAGCGGGGCGACUUCAUCGUUGGGGUCAAGAUCAAGUUCCCCACCAGCUUGACGAGCCAGCAGAAAGAACAACUGAAGGCGAUUUUGUAAUUUUUGCUACAUGAGCGGUUGGCGUUGGCGGUGUCCUGAUUUGACGGGUGUCGAUUCGAAAUCCGAUGAUCUUUCUUUCGUAUGUUUAUAUUGGAGCGUUGCAGCAAGCGGUUUGGAGCAAAAGAAGACGAGUGUAGACGAUAAGAUGACUAACGAACAAUUCAUUGCAUAUCACGACACCUCACUCAACACCCUGCAUCCUGAUCAUGG